AUGGCCCCGAAGCGACGCGGACGCAAGGUGGUGAGCUCCGUGGUGAAGACGAAGGUGGUGAAGGAGACUGUCGAGGUCGCCACUACCAUCCUUCCUGACUCCGACUCCCUACCGGCCGACACCCAGCCGGAGCCGGAGGUCGUCGACGUCCACGGCUCCACCACCGUCCACGUGGUGGAGGUCACCACCCCCGACGGAGAGGCCCCUGCGGCCAAGAAGUCCAAGAAGGGCGGGCAGGGGCAAGACGCCAGCCCCAAGUCGCCGGAGCCGCCGGUGGUGGAGCCGGUGUCCGUGCAGAGCCAGGAGACGCAGGAGGACCCCUACGCCUACAAGGACCAGCCCGAGCAGAGGACAACCGAGAAGCCACAGAUUGAGAAGAAGCCCGCGGCCGAGGGUCCAGAGACGCCUAGGCAGAAGAAGCCCAAGCCGGGCAGAAAAUCGACGGCGCUGAAGGAGGACGGAUCCAAGGACGGCCGCGGGCGUCGUCGGCGCGGGAGCCGGCCAGAGAUGGGGUACAAGAGGUUCGUGUACAGGGUGCUGAAGCAGGUGCACCCGGACCUGGGCGCGUCCGGGAAGACCAUGGAGAUUCUGGACAUGAUGAUGGCCGACAUGUUCGAGCGCCUCGCCGAGGAGGCGGCGCGGCUGGUCAAGCACGCGGGCCGCGCCACGCUCACCUCCCGCGAGGUGCAGAACGCAGUGAGGCUCGUUCUGCCAGGGGAGCUAGCCGGGCACGCCAUCUCCGAGGGGACCAAGGCCGUCACCAAAUACAUGUCACGCGACUGA
Messenger RNA from Lolium rigidum, 783 nucleotides. Its product is annotated as histone H2B.3-like. The record is from RefSeq and is a predicted model, not a curated record. The transcript has a single exon. Gene Ontology annotation, molecular function: protein heterodimerization activity; structural constituent of chromatin; DNA binding. Gene Ontology annotation, cellular component: nucleosome. The coding region runs from base 1 to 783 and encodes 260 amino acids. Lineage: Eukaryota; Viridiplantae; Streptophyta; Magnoliopsida; Poales; Poaceae. Gene Ontology annotation, biological process: nucleosome assembly.